ACACUUUGUCUAUAGACAAAUCUCGCUCCAGAUCAUGUAUGAACAGUGUCUCAGUAAACAGGCCCUGAAGAUGAGAUGAUCCGGCUCAUGUUUUCCACUCUGUAGUGCAAAGUCCAAGAUAAAUUUCUUCAUAUGGACAGGGUCAUCAGCAAACAGGCAGAGUGAUUCAGCUCAACAGAAGACGGAAGAAAAUUUGACGUCAGCCCACAAAAGUGAAGACUAAUGGGAAACUAGAGUCACUCAUCUCUUGGGUUCCAGACAGCAGAUCAGUCCCCAGCAGAACAGUUUGGCCUAUUUUCUGUCUUUCAGAAAGUACAUAACUGAGCUGACAAACAUGGCAUACACCAAGUUUUUUGUCGUUGUUCUAUUUUUUCUUUGCAACUUGGCUGUGGUUCUCACAGACAACACUGCAUCUUGCUACAGGAUUGAACCCGGGACAAUAGCAGGCAUCAUCUGUGCAGACGUGUUGCUGACGCUCAUCAUUGUCAUCGUCACUUACCGUUGUGCCAGCUUUCGGCGGCAGAGGAUUGAUAAUGCUGACAAAGUGUACAUGAAUGUCCGGGCCAACUGCAAGAGCUAAUCUAAGAACACAAUUGUGCAGUACAUUAUGAAAUUAUGUUCAGUUUUUUUAGAUCCUGCCUUUUAAAAUAGGCAUUUAUGAGAUAUUGCCAUAAAAGAUUAAUCAAACAAUUUUUACAUUUAACAAGAAGCACAAGUAAAGUGUCUCUUAAAUAUCAAAUUUUAUACACACACAAUAAACACAGUCAUAAGUCUUAAUCCAUAGAAACCAUUUUACGGGGAUUUGACUAUUAAUACACUUUAACUAUUAUAGAGCUACAGUUGUCAUAGUCUCCUGUAUAAAAGGCUUUAAAACUCCAUAAAGAAUCUUUUACAUUCAGUCGCAAUGUGUGCUUGUGCUCUUCAGCUAUCUGCUAAAAUCUUAGAUCUUAUUAUAAGAUGAUUAGAAUUAUAAUAUUAUGAUGUAUUACUAAAGUUGUAUCACACUGUUCAGUAGAAGCUGAAUCAUAUUAACCAACUAUAAAAUAUCUCUGAGGGUUAUUCAUGUUGGAACUGUAACUAAACCAUACAGAAUCCUCUGCAGUUGACUCUUAAGAGCAACAAAUACGCUGUUUUAACAGGUCCUGAAGAUUUUCGGUAAAUAUUCCUAGUAUGAAAAGCUGUAUCGAUAUGAUUGAUUUUAAGACACAAAAGACAGACUUAGUGUUUUUACAUAGAUGUUGAUACAUAGAUGCCGUGUGAGUAACACAGGAGACCUGAUCAGAUUUCGGAUGGAUGACGUUAAGUCCUCUGUUGUGUGCUGAGGUGAAAUGGUGGUUAAACUGCUGCCUGCCAUUUCAGUCAAACAAACAACAUGGUGACCGAAGCUAAUUCAGUAUCUCUGUAUCAUCUGUCUGAUCUACCUACUCAGUAGGUGCACUAUGUUGCUUCAUCACUAAGCAGAGCUAUAUGCAGUGGACAGACUCUUGUAAAGAUAACUACCUUGCAUGCAGAUUUUUUUUCAAGAGGCCAGACAUGGGGACACAGACAUAACUGAACUGUUGCUUCUCACUUUCACAAAAAAUUGGGAUGUUGUUACAGAGACGUUGGGCUUAUAACUGCCCAAAGGUGAUGGUUCCUUUUAUGGUUAGACUUAAUUAAGAGCAGCUUUUGACACCAUAUACCAUUGCAUAAUAAAUAGGCACUGGCAGUUGGUUGACACAGGUUUAAUUCUCUUGUAAAAAAAAAAUGUUUUCUCCUGUUACCAGCCCCUCAAAUCUCUGAAGCACCUUGAGGUUCAGUUCUAUAUCCUUGUCUUCAUUUUACAGUUUAUCUUCCUGUGAGAUUCAGCAAUUGCACCUCACCUCUUUGUUUUUUCUAUUUGAUACUAAGCAAAUUUUCUCUGACAGAACUCUCAUCUGGAGGGCAUCCUGGUGGCUUGUGGGCUUAAGACUCAUCCGUAUAACUGCAGGGUCCUUGGUUCAAGUACAGCUAAUUCUUUGCACAUUAACUAUAGGGUAUUUAUAAGAGGAACAUUUGGGUGACUAGGUUAUGAAAAAUCUGUGUGGUGAGUAAUUAGUAAAAGGACAUAGUAUAAUAAAUGUUAUUUAGUCAUUGAUAAAAAUGUUUUCAACAAUUUGAAAAGUUCUUGGCUGCACUUUAUGACACAUGUUGGUAAAGCAGAGGAAAACAAGACUAUGGGGAGCAAGGGAGUGACUAUCAGACACUUAAAAGGAAAGGAGAAGAAUACUCUAAGUAUACUUGUAAGUACUGGGCCUCUUCAGGGUAUAGAAACCAAACUUAAAUGUCAGGGGAAAUGGUGUUAACAAUCUUCUUAUUGUGCAAUUAAAGAGGAAAAAAGGAAGAACAGCUACACAUUAUGUUACACAUACCUUACUGUGAUUACUGUGAAAAAUAAUUGUACCAUGCUCUUCAUUUAACAUUCAAGAUUAGCUUGGUUUCAUCAUGAUAUGAUUUGGUUUUUCUUUUCUCUAAAAUGCCCAGACAUUACUAGUCUUGUUUUCGUCCACUUUACUUAAAUCUAAGUAUCAGUCAGAACAAGGAGGUAUUUUAUCAGUAUGUGAUUCAUACAGCAAAUUACACUGUAAAUGUUGGACUGUUACCAUUUUUCAUGAUAAAUAUUAUAAAUGUUGAUAAAUGGAUAGAGCGAGAAGCCCAGCUCUUUUCCAGAAGGUCAGAGGUCAAACAACCUCUCUCCCGAUGAAAUACCAAGAUAAAAAGAGAAAUUUGUUCUAAUAGAUGAGAAUAAACACCGGCAGAAGGGAUUUUUCACAACCUGGCAACCCUUAAGUUGCUCUUAUUCAUGGUUUAUAACUGAUCUGCGAAGUACUAGUAAAUUACAAACUGACCAUUAUUAUUAUUCGUAGAGGGAAUGAUGGUUUUGCUACUGGAGUGUCUUAUUACCCAGUCUUUAAAUUCCUUUUUAAGCUUAUUUUUUCCUGAUGUUUUUAAUUAUGUGUGUAACUUUUUAUAUAUGGCUCUGUUUAAUUAUUUACUACAGGUUUAUUUAAUGCAGUAUUCAUUUUUUUUAAUUUAAUUUUUUUUUAACCUUCUAUGUGUGGCACUUUGUAAACAUAAAUAAACAUUAUCAUCAUCA
This is a messenger RNA of Lates calcarifer (barramundi perch), 3115 nucleotides long. It is a transcript of the gene hcst, whose product is annotated as hematopoietic cell signal transducer. Gene Ontology annotation, biological process: positive regulation of phosphatidylinositol 3-kinase/protein kinase B signal transduction; regulation of immune response. Gene Ontology annotation, cellular component: membrane. The transcript has 6 exons. Gene Ontology annotation, molecular function: signaling receptor binding; phosphatidylinositol 3-kinase binding. The coding region runs from base 335 to 580 and encodes 81 amino acids. The record is from RefSeq and is a predicted model, not a curated record. Lineage: Eukaryota; Metazoa; Chordata; Actinopteri; Centropomidae.